This is a messenger RNA of Gadus morhua (Atlantic cod), 4318 nucleotides long. RefSeq names its product ephrin type-A receptor 3. NCBI's taxonomy places the organism in Eukaryota, Metazoa, Chordata, Actinopteri, Gadiformes, Gadidae. Gene Ontology annotation, cellular component: dendrite; plasma membrane. The transcript is spliced from 6 exons. The coding region runs from base 14 to 853 and encodes 279 amino acids. Gene Ontology annotation, molecular function: transmembrane-ephrin receptor activity; protein binding; ATP binding. The record is from RefSeq and is a predicted model, not a curated record. Gene Ontology annotation, biological process: axon guidance; ephrin receptor signaling pathway; protein phosphorylation.
AGGUAAGCCAGUGAUGAUCAUCACAGAGUUCAUGGAGAACGGAUCCCUGGACACGUUCCUCAAGAAGCACGACGGUCAGUUCACGGUGAUCCAGCUGGUGGGGAUGCUGCGUGGCAUCGCCUCCGGUAUGAAGUACCUGUCUGACAUGAGCUACGUGCACCGGGACCUGGCCGCGCGCAACAUCCUGGUCAACAGCAACCUGGUGUGUAAGGUGUCCGACUUCGGCCUGAGCCGAGUUCUGGAGGACGACCCGGAGGCCGCGUACACCACGCGGGGAGGGAAGAUCCCCAUCCGGUGGACCGCCCCCGAAGCCAUCGCCUACAGGAAGUUCACGUCGGCCAGUGACGUGUGGAGCUACGGCAUCGUCAUGUGGGAGGUGGUGUCCUAUGGGGAGAGGCCUUACUGGGAGAUGUCCAAUCAGGAUGUGAUCAAGGCGAUAGAGGAGGGCUACCGCCUGCCGGCCCCCAUGGACUGUCCCGUGGUGCUGCACCAGCUCAUGCUGGACUGCUGGGAGAAGGGUCGCAGCGAGAGGCCCAAGUUUGGCCAGAUCGUCACCACGCUGGACAAGCUGAUCAGAAACCCAGCCAGCCUCAGAGAGCUGGCCAACAGCUCAGGGCAGGACCCCAGCACCCCUGAGUUCAGCGUGAGCACGGUGGACGAGUGGCUGGAGGCCAUCAAGAUGGGCCAGUACAAGGACAACUUCUCCAGCUCCGGAUACGUCACGCUGGACUCUGUCCUCUACAUCAGCGUCAGUGAGCUGGCUAAGAUGGGCGUGGGUCUGGCCGGCCACCAGAAGAAGAUCCUGUCCAGUGUGCAGAGCCUGCAGACCCAGGGGACGCACGUCCAAGUAUAACAGUUGUUCAUCAAUCCACGCUCACACAACGCCACUACCCAGCCAUAGUGGACGCUCCUGCUAAGAGAUUACGGGACCCGUAAUGGAUGCUCCCUUGUUCCUCACUCCCGCCGCCCCCGCCGCCCUUCCUACUCCCACUCCUCACCCGAUUUCAUUCCUAAGACACCUGGUGAUGUCGGAGACAACAUAGACGUUUGGCUCUCGCGUCACCAUCCACCCCUCAUACUGCAGUUACAGUUACAAUUAAUCUCUGCCUCUGAUGAAACAAACACCACUGGCUUCAAGCACUCAGCAAAGACCUCCACCACACAGCGAAAACAAGGUCUUCUUCACGUCUCCUGCGGCUCGGGACGGGGAUUCACUCCAUAUCAGCUCAAGUAAUAAAAAAAUAAAACAGAAAAAAAGUUUACAAUCGAAAAAAAAAACGUCAAAAAUAAGUCAAAGUAUAAUUAUCAUCACCGUCUGUGAAAGUGUACAGUUUGUUUUUACUGUAUGUUUUGUUUUUUUGUUUUCUGUUUUAAUUUCUUCUUCCUAAUUUGAGAAUAGCUAUUUGAGUUUCCACCUGCUGAUGUGCAAAAAGAGUUAGAGGAUGUAUUUGUGGAGAUUAUAUGUUUAUACGGUAUAGGCUGUGUAUCCCCAAUAGAGAUGGACCUAACGUUUGUGUCGGUGGAAAAGGUUUACAUGGGUGGACCUUAGGAGUUGUCCUUUCCCCUGACCUCUCUCCCCUUUGAUCUCUGUAUACAGAAUGCUCUCGGAUAAGCCAAGACUAAGCAUGGCAUGAAUGUGUGGGGAGUCUUGGGUAUAGACUAAAUAAUGGACCUGCCAGGGUAAACUAGGGUGUGAAUGUCGGAACGAAGCCUAUGUACGAUGAAAUGCAAACAUGCGUUCUUUGAAGGGGUAGGGCUUGGUGGGUCACAACUUUCAGAUACACUUCCGUAGCACCAAGCUAAAAAAAGUGCAUGUUAGCUAGCUUGCCUUCACCCAUGGUGUAUACUGGUGCUGUAUAGAAAUUAAAGAAAUGAACAGAAGCAGACAUUGAUAGGGGAGUUCGGUUUGCGGUUGGAUAUAUGUUUUGCUCUUCCAGAUACAAACAACCAAACAUUAUUUAUUCUUUUAAGAAGUCCUGCAAUAAGAUGGCGUUGCUCAGGAUAUUGACUGAGCGUUGGUUUAUUUGGACAGUUCCAUCCAUGAAAUGUUUUGCCUUGGCUGUGAUUCCUAAUCUAUCUGAGAGUGGUGGGAUUGUGCACGGAGACACGGGGGCCCGUGGCGGCAGGUGUAGACACCGCUUCCAUUCUGUCUAGCUUGCAUGUUGUCGGAAACUAAACAUUGCACGUGUUGUGCUUUCUUCCCAAACAUUACCUCGCCAAAGACUGAGUGGUGAGCAGUCGUGAGUCGCGAGUUGUCGAGACGAUGUCUAGCAAACCUUCGACAGUGAGAAAGGCACACAUCGUCACACAUCUGUGAUAGAGCUAGGCCAAUAAUAACCAUAAAGACAGUUUCUGAGGCUGUGCAACUAUCAGAAGGUACAUUAUACUUAUGGCAAUGAUUUGCAUCGGUGUGUGUGUGUUUGUCUGUGUGUGUGUGUGUGUAAAGGUAUGACUGUUAGGGUGUGCGUGUGAUUUUGUUAGUGAGUGUCCGAGUCAAUGUGUGUGUGUGUGUGUAUGUGCACACGUGUGUAUCUUACAGCCUCAUUCUCACGUUAUCAGUUGUGGUUGCCUAUCGGGAAAAACGUUGGUUUUGCCAGAGUCAACCAGAUCAUUUUAAAACAGGGUCACACCCAGGAUGUGAAUACAAGACGGUCGACUACAGCGUCACACACACGGGGACCCGCUACGGGCACACUCGACUGCACCUCAGCCUGCUUGAUGCGUUCCUCCCCGAGUUGCGUACUCCGUAGAAACAGUGCAGUAUAUAUGAUUGUAACAUAGUGUAAAAUAUGUACAGUGUUGUUAGAUUUGUUUGUAAUGAAGAUGGCGACUAUGAUGACUAGGAUGUGCUUUUAUCUUGAUGGAGAAGAGAGAUUCCCACAGGGGUUGUGGUCGGAGGAGCUGGGGUCGUACCCAACAGGUGGUAGAAGAUGAUUUGCAGGUCUUAAACGACGGAAUGUAGCAUAGGUGCAAAAGCUUGUAUUUUGAUUGGCAGGUAACAGUGUCUGCAGUUUCUUCCAUAGAGUUACAUCGAGUAGAAUGUGGUUCUGUCGGCGUCCGAGUAAUGGUGAAUUCACCUGAUUAAUAACGAUGUUGCAUACUUAACAGUGAUUUGGACAUUUUGUGAAACACAUUCAUAGUCCCAUACAAAUGUCCCUGUAUGCAGGUACGAUUCACACCACUCAAUGUGUUCUGGAGAAGCCGAAGACACGGGCGCAUUCUACUCUCUCUAACUCUAUGCUAUCUCUCCCGCGGUCUUCUCUUGUCCGCUGGACUUUUAGAUGCCUUAUUUGCUGAACUGUCUUUCAUUAUUUCCGUUGUUCUGUAGGAAGGGGAGGGGGUGGUCAGGAUUUUAUGUGUGUGCGUGUGUGUGUGUGUGUGCGUGUGUGUGUGUAUAUAGUAUUUAUCUGUGUUCUAGAGGUAACCUCACAUCAACACCCCCUUGGUUUUAUGGUUUUACUAUUGUCCCGGAAAACCUCGGAGUAGCACCUCCAUUUCAAAUACCUUUAUCCUAAAAUGGUAUUGUCCUAUUAUAAAAACAAAAAAUAAUAAAAAGUAUUUUAAACAAUGGGGGGAGGGGGGAGGGGUGGUGGAUGUUGCCAGCCUGACAGACAUGCACACGUACAAUAUUUCUCAUGUUUCCAACGGUUAAAGAUGAAGGGGCACGAGGUACGGUUGCUCAGAGCGCCCAGGCAUCGUCGGCGAGGAGACACCGCUUGGUACAGACCACGCUGUCUCGAUUGUGGAAGAAUUGAAACAUUGAAAUACCUUCAAUAAAUGUUGUUACCUGACCGUCGGGGACGCCCCUCAGCUUCGUACACCUGGGUGCCAUCCUUUCUUUUUCGUAUUUUGAAGUGUAUUUUUUUAUUUUUGUUCAAGUUUCAACAAGCUCGUUCACCUCAAUGUUCAUGGUGGGGGGGGGGGGGAGGAUUCAAGGAAUCCUGAAAGGUCGACCACAUGCGCUUGAGUGUCGCCCGAAACACCCCCGUCCACUUGAUCUAUCGUCGGUUGGCCCGUCCGGUCGCAGACACAAAUAAUGUUCCCUGCUCCUCCGCCCACCAAGAAUGCGUCGUAAAUCUUCCUGAGUGAUUCUCAAUUAGAUUCUUCCCUAGCUUCCUCCCUCCUCUCUCUCUCUCUGUCUCUCUCUCUCUCUCUCUCUCUCUCUCUCUCUCUCUCUCUCCCUUUUUUUUUUGCAUUCAGUGCUCCUUUGUCCCCAUUGCAGGUGUGUCAGCGCUGCUUGUUCUGAAGGUUGUAGGCAUUCUAAUGUCCUCCAAGUUGCUGUAAUAAAUAUGCUAAUAUUUCUAAUUUCUCACCUGAA